Molecule: messenger RNA, 732 nt
Organism: Puntigrus tetrazona (Sumatra barb)
Lineage: Eukaryota; Metazoa; Chordata; Actinopteri; Cypriniformes; Cyprinidae
Gene: sdhc
Product: succinate dehydrogenase complex, subunit C, integral membrane protein
Exons: 6
Coding region: 10-588 (192 amino acids)
Biological process (GO): mitochondrial electron transport, succinate to ubiquinone; tricarboxylic acid cycle
Cellular component (GO): membrane
Molecular function (GO): electron transfer activity; succinate dehydrogenase activity
Source: RefSeq, a predicted model, not a curated record
CUUACUAAAAUGGCGGCGGUUUGUGAACUCGUUUGUGACAUCCGGCUACGUCACGUCCGAACACUCAAGCUCAAAAACAUGGCGUUGCUUCUAAGGACAGUGGCUCGGCAGGGUCUGUGUUCAUCACGGAUGCAGUUUGGCAUACUCUACAGACAUGCUGUUCCUAUGGGAACUACGGCAAAAGAGGAAAUGAACAAGUUUUGGGCAAAAAACACACAACUCAACCGACCUCUCUCCCCACAUAUAAGCAUAUACAAGUGGUCUGUUCCUAUGAUGAUGUCCAUCUCACACAGAGGAACAGGCAUUGGACUAAGUUCAGGAAUCUCUGCGUUUGCACUUGCUGCUUUGGUGCUACCUGAGAGUUACCCAUAUUACCUUGAUUUGAUUCACUCCAUGACCUUUGGCCCCCAGUUUCUGGCUUUCAGCAAAUUUGCUCUGGCUUUCCCAGUGGUUUACCACACGUUCAACGGCAUCCGUCAUCUGGCGUGGGAUCUUGGGAAGGGUUUUAAGAUUCCUGAAGUCUAUCGUUCUGGCUACAUUGUCCUUGCUCUGACUGUUCUCACAUCGAUCGGUCUUGCUGCCAUGUAAAUCUAUAGACAUGAGAGGACUGGGUGAGACGCACAAGUGAAGAAGUGGUGUUCUUUUGUUUAUCCGUCUUAGAAGUGGUCUGUGAGGACCAAAUUCAUUAAUAUAAUAAAAAAUGAAAUAAAAAAAAUAUAUCAACCAAAAAAA